CUACAUUAGUGUAUUUUUCUCACAACUCAUUCAGGCGUUGGACCUUAGGCUACUGUGUACUUUAAUGCAUGGGUAAUUCGAUUCUAAAUGGCUGUUGUUUGGCUGUGCCACCACCUUCUCUGCAGAGGAAGUGGAUGGCUGUAUCAAGUCUAAGCACACUUCCUGUGCUUGUUGUCUUGGGAGGACCCAUUAGGGGCAGCUAAGAAAGCAGCAGCAAAAUGAGCAUUGUCAGCCAGUCCAUUACAGGAGCGGCUAGCAGGAGGACCAUUGUCAGUCUGAAUGAGAAACACUACCGUCAGAUCGAUGGUGCGAGCAGGGAGAAUGGAGUACUAUUGGAUAUGCCUGUGGAGUGUCUUGGGGGUAGGUUUGUGCGUUCCUGUUGCUAAACCCUAUUACCUUCAUCAUCAUCCUCUCAACUUUGACAAAGCUUCAGAAGCCUGUCAGCCUGGCAGUUUCCUAACUAAAGUGGCCAGUAUGGAGGAAGCCUCGAAGAUUUUGAAAGAAAUCUCGGAAACACUAUCCAAAGAACGUACAUUUCAGUUCUGGGUUGGCUUGAUGAAAGGAAAGGGGUCAUGCGUGAAACAUGACGCACCUCUGAAUGGUUUCAAGUGGACGGUGGAUAACAGCAGCGACACAGAACUGGAUCAGUGGAAGUAUUUGCCCAAACCAACCUGCACGGGUAUUUACUGUGUAUUUCUCUCUGGUGAGUUUAAUGGAACUGAGAUUGUGAACUGGGGAUUUGUUUCCAGUACCUGUAAGACAGAGUAUCCAUUCAUUUGUAAACAACGUAAUGGAGAGGUACCUAUCAUGAAGCAGUGUCUUACCCCACACAUACCAGAUGCCCGAUUACUCAGGCCAGACCCAAAGGAUCAUAAUAAACUGCAUCUGGAUUGUGGGUUUGGGAAAAUGUUUGAACUGACUUGCUCUGCAACGACUCUAACAUGGGAACGUGAUGAUGGAUCGGAUAUACGUGGCAUUUGUGCUUCAUGCAAAGCAGGUUAUAUGACAGAUGGGUCUGGAAUCUGUGUGGACAUUGACGAAUGCAGAGAUCGGCCCUGUAAAGACCAGUGUGUCAACACUGAGGGUUCUUUCCUCUGUAAAUGCUCUGAUACAAAUGAAAAUGGAAAUCUUCAAGAUGAGGGCUCAAUGGCAUGCAACGAACUACCAGCAGCUACCAUUGCUCCUGAAGGUAGUGACAACCAUUUGGUCCAAGACUAUACCCCAACUUCUAAGCCAGCAAUUCAGGAGAAGCCUUUUCUCGCCUCUCUGCCGGACCAACACACUACAACUUCCCCUACAGACGACAUUGAGAUAGCGGACCAGAGUGGAGACCAAGCCCACAUUUUCAUACCUGUGCUGAUAGCAGUGAUGGCCUUGGUCGUUCUGUUAGUCGUGGUGUUAUCUAUUGUUAAGUGCUGCCUCAGGAGGCGAUCACAGAAACUGGCCAUGAAAAAUGCAGAGAAAAUGGCAAUGAAGAGGGCGGAGUCCUCCAAGGAAAAAUACUCCCUGGAAAACGCAAAUGAGAAGGAGGCAACUUAAGCAGCAGGAGUGUGAACGGAGGCCACAGAUAAGACUCAGACAACCUGAAGGUGUUAACUGACAAUGUAUAAGAUCUCUCAUAACUUCCUUACAUCAAUAAGCACUGGAAUAAAAUGUUUUUAUUGAAAGGAUAAAAAAAAAAAUCUGCAGUAGGUCACUGUACAGGCUUUGGAUAUUAUUGUUUUAUUGUGAGGAUUUGUAUAUGGGCUGAGGGCUCACAUUUCUUCAUAAUAUUUGCUAGGCCUUUAUGUUGCAUUUACUUAUUUUAUUGCUGUAUUGUAUAUAUGUGGUUUGUAUAUAUGUCAUUGUGUAACAUAUGAAGAUGAAUUUGAUGCUUCAGUAUUUUGGAAGUCUCCAGUCCUGAUAUAAAGGAUGAUAACCUCUGCCCAUGGUGUAAAAUGUUCAGCCCAUUAACCUAGGUCAGUCUCAUUUCAAAAGAAAGACACUAUCUUGUCAAUAAAUCAACUGUUUAUAAAAGCAA
Oncorhynchus nerka (sockeye salmon) is the source of this 2020-nucleotide messenger RNA. Its product is annotated as complement component C1q receptor-like. The transcript has a single exon. The record is from RefSeq and is a predicted model, not a curated record. Gene Ontology annotation, molecular function: extracellular matrix binding; extracellular matrix protein binding; calcium ion binding. Lineage: Eukaryota; Metazoa; Chordata; Actinopteri; Salmoniformes; Salmonidae. Gene Ontology annotation, cellular component: extracellular matrix; external side of plasma membrane. Bases 280 to 1539 code for a protein of 419 amino acids. Gene Ontology annotation, biological process: cell migration.